GAAACGCCACAAGAAAAGCAAGAAGAUGACCGACCGCACUGGUGCAGCCCAGCGCGUGCUGGGAGGCGACCUGUACACGCGCAUCAAGCAGUGCAAGCUGCUUGUGGUAGGCGCAGGAGGUAUUGGCUGCGAACUGCUCAAGAACGUUGCUCUGGCAGGCUUCCAAGACAUCCACGUGAUUGACUUGGACACCAUCGAGCUGACAAACCUGAACCGCCAGUUCCUUUUUCAGCAGCAGCACGUGGGACAGUCCAAGGCAAAGGUUGCUCGGGAGAGCGUGCUGAGGUUCAACCCAUCCCUCAGCAUCACUGCUCACCAUGCCAACAUCUUUGAGGAUAAGUUCAGCCUGGGUUUCUUCGAGCAGUUUGACCUCGUCAUGAAUGCCCUCGAUAACCUGAAAGCGCGCAACCACGUGAACCGCAUGUGCUUGGCGGCAAACAAACCCCUCAUUGAGAGCGGAAGCGCGGGAUAUCUUGGCCAAGUUACCGUCAUCAGCAAGGGCAAGACGGAGUGCUACGAGUGCCAGCCAAAGCCGCCGCCAAAGCAGUACCCGGCGUGCACCAUCCGCAACACGCCCUCCACCAUCGUCCACUGCAUCGUCUGGGCAAAGUUCCUCUUCAGCCACCUGUACGGAGAGGCCGACCACGAGAACGACGUCGCCCCAAAUCCGGACGAUCCGGAACUCAGCGCCGAUGCCAAGGACAGCAACACGGCCAUGGACGAAAAGCAAGACGGUGAGGAGAAGCGCAUGAACACGCGCCAGUGGGCGGAGAGCAACGACUACGAUCCACAGAAGCUUCUGGAGAAGCUGUUUGUGCGGGACGUGAUUGUGCUGCUGAGCCUGGCGUCGCUGUGGAAGAAGCGCGCAAAGCCGCGUGUACUCGACCUCUCCCAGAUCAACACCGCACAGGACACACACGCCAAGCAGGAGGAUGUGUUGCCUGAUCAGAAGUUGUGGACAGUGCAGGACUGCGUUGAUCGCUUCCUUCACAGCGCGGGCGAGCUGAAGAAGCGCUUCCAGGCGUGCGCACCCGGGGACUACCUCACAUGGGACAAGGACGAUGACGUGGCGAUGGAUUUCGUGUGCGCCGCUGCCAAUCUCCGCGCAUACGUCUUUGGCAUUCCGCUCAAGUCUCGAUUUGACAUCAAAUCGAUGGCUGGGAACAUCAUCCCUGCGAUUGCGACGACCAACGCCGUGGUUGCGGGCCUCAUCCUCACCGAGGCCAUGAAGGUCCUCCGCGGUGACAUCGACAGCUGCAAGGCGGUGUAUCUGUCGCGGACUGCGAUGGGCGCUGGCCGGCGCGUCGUCAACCCGGUCCCCAUCAGCGCUCCAAACCCAAAGUGCUAUGUGUGCGGAGAGCGGGCGCAGGUGACGGUGCGGCUGGAUCCCUCGCGCGUGACUGUGGAGACGCUCGCCGAGCAGCUGCUGAAGAAAGACUUGUCGCUCGUUGCGCCCGUGGUGGUCCUGGCGUCCGGUGCCGAGAUGAUCGCCGCGCCAGAGGACGAGGAGGAGGAACACAUCCUCAAGACAAAGGUGUAUCCGCGGACGUUGGCGUCGUUUGGUAUCCGUGACGGCACGGCGUGCUCGGUGAUGGACGAUAUGCAGGCCAACUUCAAGUUGUCGCUCGUGUUCCGGCAGGCCGACGAGCACGACCCAGACACCCCAUACGAGAUUGUCGCAGACACAAGCACCGCUGCCAACAACGACGGCAAUGGUGUUGGUGAUGGUGAUGAGGGCGAUGAGGCGGAGCGUGGUGCCUCGAGUGCUGCAGCUGAGAAGAGAAAGCACUCGCCAAGCCCGCCACCGCCUACGACAACCACGACCACGACAACGCAAGACGUCGGUGACGGCACGACAACCACCACCAGCGACGCUCUCGCUGACAAGACUCCCGCCAAGAAGAGCAAGGCGUGAUGCCUGUACCCUGUGCAUGUCUGUGUGUCUGUGUCUGUGUGUGUGCGUCUGUGUGUGUCUGUGUGUGUGUGUGUGUGGUACAACAAUAAAGGUCCCAAAUCCAAA
This is a messenger RNA of Salpingoeca rosetta, 2020 nucleotides long. RefSeq lists its product as uncharacterized. The transcript is spliced from 17 exons. Bases 26 to 1915 code for a protein of 629 amino acids. Lineage: Eukaryota; Choanoflagellata; Craspedida; Salpingoecidae. Gene Ontology annotation, molecular function: SUMO activating enzyme activity. The record is from RefSeq and is a predicted model, not a curated record. Gene Ontology annotation, cellular component: cytoplasm; SUMO activating enzyme complex. Gene Ontology annotation, biological process: protein sumoylation.